This is a messenger RNA of Rhopalosiphum maidis (corn leaf aphid), 3295 nucleotides long. RefSeq names its product death-associated protein kinase related-like. NCBI's taxonomy places the organism in Eukaryota, Metazoa, Arthropoda, Insecta, Hemiptera, Aphididae. Gene Ontology annotation, molecular function: ATP binding; protein serine/threonine kinase activity. Gene Ontology annotation, biological process: positive regulation of apoptotic process; intracellular signal transduction; protein phosphorylation. Gene Ontology annotation, cellular component: nucleus. The transcript has 6 exons. Bases 602 to 2833 code for a protein of 743 amino acids. The record is from RefSeq and is a predicted model, not a curated record.
CGCUCCACGGGGCCCAGACCAGUCGCGGCGGCCAUUUGCGGAUGUGUAGUCGGCGGUACCGGUUGUUCGUGUCGUUGUGUGUACGUGCGUGUACAGUCCUCAUCGAGUGCGACGCGAAUAUUCGUAAUAAUAAUAUUAUUAUUUUUGUGUCGAUAUAAAUGAUAUUAUCAUUCGUUUUUGAUAACGCGGAAGAUUUUUGAUUUCAUCGCCCUGGUUAAUUUGUUGUACCGUCCGUUUUUCUCAUCCGUACUGUUACCCGUUCUUCGGUCGACAACAAUCUAUAAUAUUAUAUCCGUUCAUUGUAAUCAUCGUUAUCGUUGUUGUCACCCCAUAAAGGUAUAUUAUGCGAUUCUCGAAAUUUUAUUUUUGUAUUUUAUUAAAAUUGAUAACGGAAAAUAAAAUUUACAGUAACGUUUAAUAACCCGUUUCGAUUUGUGGCUGGUGUUAACGCAUAUUUUUUUUGUUUUCGGUUGAAACCGUCGACGGGUCGUAGUAAUUUGUGUGCGAGUUAUUUUUUUUUAAAAAAUUUUAUUUUUACUUAUCUCACGGGUGGCGUCACCCGCACCCGCAUUGUGCGCGUUUCCCACAACCGUGUGUCGGCAUGAAGGAGGUGGUGUCCGUUAACCCGUCGCCGCCGCCGCCCCAGCCGCAGCUGAUAAGGGCCAAACAACCAGGAUACUUGGACCUGACGGCCGAACAGAUAGACAGACUCAUCAGCAAGGAUCCCAUCGAUAAGGAUUACGACGUAGAAACUGAACCAUUUGCCAGGGGCAAAUAUGCGACGGUCAGGAGGUGUCGAGACAAACAGACCGGUAAACAGUAUGCGGCUAAGUUCCUGCGGAAACGCCGGCGGAACGCCGACCUGCGACCCGAAAUCCUACACGAGGUGGCCGUGCUGGAAGCGUGCACAUACAACAGCCGCAUCGUCAACCUGUACAAAGUGUUCGAAACCAGCACCGAAAUGAUAUUGCUACUAGAACUAGCACCUGGUGGUGAGCUUCAAAUGGUCCUAGACAGGGACGAAGUACCGUCUGAACCAGAGGUAGCCCGACUUAUGCGACAAAUACUUGACGGGUUGCAUUACUUGCACACCAUAAACGUGGCGCAUCUUGACAUCAAGCCACAAAAUCUUGUAUUGACUGCCGACUUCCCAAACUGUGAUGUAAAACUAUGUGACUUUGGCAUAUCCAGGUACCUGAGCGAAGGAGCCGAUGUGCGAGAAAUACUCGGCACACCCGACUACGUUGCCCCCGAAGUGCUUAACUAUGAACCAAUUGACGUUCAAACCGACAUGUGGUCCAUUGGAGUCCUACUGUACGUACUGUUGACCGGGUGCUCGCCGUUCGGCGGCGACACCAAACAGGAGACGUUCUGCAACAUAUCACAAUGCAAACUCGAUUUUCCUGAAGAUCUAUUUCAGGAUAUAUCUGAGGAUGCUAUUGAUCUCAUGAAGAAGCUGAUGGUGAAAAACCCAAGGGAUCGCCUCACUGCCAAGGACUGUUUGGAACACGGUUGGUUUCAUAGGACGCAGACGAUGACGUCGGCGGCGUGCACUACGCCCUCGAGAAUAUUCAACGGACAAGACGGCGGCGGAAGCAGCAGCAGCAACGCGUCCGACUCGUCGAUUUGUGCGGUAGUAACCAACACCCUCUCAGACGUCGUAGACCGUGUCACGACCGGUAACACCACCCCCGUGACGACAGCUAUUAAGCACCAGCAACAUCAACAAAAUCACCAGCAACACCAACAAAAACCACACCACUUACACCAACAACCUCAGCAACAGAAAAAGUUUGCCGCCCUGUCCAAGAGCUGCGACAACACGCCCGUGCCGGCGAUGAGCGCAUCUCGGCGCAAGUCGUUUAAGGACAACAUGGAGUCGCUGGUCCGGCGGUUAGAUCGCGAACUUGUCGACACCUGUCAACGGACGGAAUCGAAUCCGUCACCUCCACACGCCGCCGCCGCCGCCCCGUCGUGUCGGACGCUGAGUCGGGCCAACGGCACGCAGACGAUGCCCGUCGGAGGGCUGGCGCGCGUCAACGGCCGCGACAUGGUGCCGUUCACAUUCCGCAGGGUGUACGUGGUGGACGAACCGUCACCGCCGUCGUCGCCGUCGUCUCAGCUGCUCAACCACCCGGAAUACCACCACCGGCCGCGGGCGCCGUCCACGUCGUCGACGCCGAACAGCAGCAGCGCCGACACCUCGUCCGUGAGCGACUGCAGCAGCGACACCGUCAGCGAGUUCUCUAUCGAUUCGAGCAGCGACCGGUCCAGCAUCAUAUCGCUGGAAGACUCGCUGGACCAUCCUUCGUCAUCGUCUUCAUCUUCCUCGUCGUCGUCGUCGUCGUCGUCGUCGUCUUGGUGUCGAUCGACGUCUGCCGACCUGUUGCAGCAGUCUCGGAGGCUGGGCAAAAUGUCUGCGUCGUGCUUCAACGUCUGGGACACUUCCGGCGGCGAUCGCAGAAAAUGGCCAAAGGAGUGCAGCGGUGCCGUGGCCCGGGCCAUGUCGCAGUUCGCCAACGGAUGCGGCGACUGUCGGCCGGCCGCCCGACUCAGGGUGUUCGAUGACAAGUCCGGUAGCGUGUCCCCGCCCGGACCGCGGGACAACCGGUGCGUAGGCCUGGAACUGAUGCGCGAGCGAAACGGCAACGUGGUGGUGAUACGCGAAAUAAAGGCCAACGGCGGCAGCGGCCGAUACGCCCGGUGCAGCGAACUCAAGUGCGAGACGGUCCAGUCGCGGAUACGCAAACUCCAAGUGCACCGCGCCGUGCCCGCCGCCCGAACGGUGCUGGACAAGUCGUCGUCGCCGCUGUCGACGUCGGACCUGUUCUGACGGCCCGCCGCCGCCGCCGCCGCAUCUAGUCCGCAGCAACAGCCUUAUUGUUAUUAUUAUUAUUAUUAUUACUAUUAUCACACGGUUAUUUUUCUUAUUAUUUUACUAAUAUUAUUACUGUUAUCAUCCUUUUCGUCGUCGCCAUCGUCUUUCUCUUUCUCUUCGUCGGCGGACGGCGGCGGUGGCGGUGAGCUGCGAAUUCGUUUCGACUCUCGUCCCACGUCGUGCUCGAAACCCGAUAAUUAUACGCGUUUUAGCCUACCCGUUAACUAUUAAAAUAUCAUAUGAUACUUGUAACGAAAUGUUGAACGUAAUACGUUUGUAUGAGAUGUAUUAUAAUAUAUGCGAUUCUUCGUCUAUUUAUUUAUUCCUCCUCCUCCCCCCCCCAAGACAUUUUAUAAUAUAUUCUCUUCCCUAUCUUCAUAUCUUAUAUAAACGUGUUUAUUAUAAUUAAUAUUAAUA